Messenger RNA from Daldinia decipiens, 2427 nucleotides. Its product is annotated as G protein-coupled glucose receptor regulating Gpa2-domain-containing protein. Gene Ontology annotation, biological process: adenylate cyclase-activating G protein-coupled receptor signaling pathway. Gene Ontology annotation, molecular function: G protein-coupled receptor activity. The record is from RefSeq and is a predicted model, not a curated record. Lineage: Eukaryota; Fungi; Ascomycota; Sordariomycetes; Xylariales; Hypoxylaceae. The transcript is spliced from 2 exons. Gene Ontology annotation, cellular component: plasma membrane. Bases 148 to 2010 code for a protein of 620 amino acids.
AUCUGCUCAUUAUUUCUACCUCAUAGCCAUCGCCAGCAAAUAUGAUACUCGAGAUCCGGUCGAACUGAACAACUCAUUGGGAAGCAUGACAGACUAUCUCCUGCUUCAAUUGCACCCCGAGCCUCCGUUUUGGCCACCUCAGCAAAGAUGGCUCCCGUAGCAUGGCCACCGGGCAUAGCAUCCCUUGAUGAAUCCCUCGCAUCCUAUACUAUCAUCACGAAACGUAACCCCACUCGAGAUUUUAACGACCCGGAAAUCGUGGCCCUUAUGUCGAUCUCGCUCAUUACAGCUUCCAUCAGUGUAUUUGCGGCUUUGUGCGCCUUUUACUGGUUUGUUAGGAUGAGGAGGAGCUUCCGUCAUGACUUAAUCAUGCUUUUGAUUCAGAGCGACAUGACCAAGGCACUCUGGCUUGUGGUCUGCCCGCUUGCUUUCUUCGCUAGGAAACCGAUCGACUCGGGAUCGACCUCAUGCCAAGUCCUGGGAUUUCUCCUUACUAUGAGCAUCGAGGCCUCGGAUAUUGCCGUCCUCUUGAUUGCUGUUCACACGGCCUUGUUUAUUCUCAGACCCCGGAAUUCUAGUGGCGCAGCCGGUCUGUAUCCGUAUAGACGCAUAGCGUACAUCUGUUGGGCCAUCAUUCCCAUCAUCCUGGCAGCGGUCGUACCAAUCACUGGCGGCCGUUUCGAAGAUAAUGGUCCCCAAUGCUAUCUGCCUGCUCAUCCUGAUUGGUAUCUCAGCGCACUCAGCUGGAUUCCACGAUACAUCAUUGUUGGCGUCAUAGUAGUUACUUACACCUUUCUUUACAUAUACGUUGCUUUUCGAUUUCGACGUUUCAGCAAAGACCAAAGACGUGCCAGCACAGUACAUGGCGACGAUCCUAACCGGAAUUAUAAGCGCGAUCACCGCCGUGACAACAGUGGGGAUGUCCCACCCACACCGCCUUUCACUGACCACGGAUUGCUAGAUUCGGCACGAGAUAGCCUAGCGAAAGAGGAUGAUCCUAUCGAUCAUCAACAGUCGGUUGCCUCAACACUUAGCAGUCUCAAUUGUGGCGGGGCCACUCCCACUUCUCUGCGGCGGCCCGAACAUUCUCUACGAAGCUCAGUUAGAUGGAAUCCCGCAGAUUUUGCUACCGGCGGGUAUUUCGAUCCACGAGCGAGGCGCUGCAGCCACACAGCCUUUAGUAGUAUUCCUGCUGUCUCAUCACCGCGCGCAGAAGCAACAAUCCCCAUUCGCCCCCCCGAUUUCGUCCAUUAUAGUCCACCAAAGUCCUCGCAAUCUACUCGUGGCCAUUCUCGAUGGAAGCAUUCUAUGUCGUUCGGCUCGAAUAGCAUGACAGCUUCCGUCUCUAAUACGACCAGCACCCCACGACGUGAGUCACCGCGAGCGAAUGGCUCAAGGCGAAGUACGUCGUCAAGUUCCGUCUGCUUGCCCCAUGAAGAAACCGAAGAGGCGAUGCGACGGUCACGCGAGAAGCAACAGCGGCAACUCCGCCUUCUAUUCGUCUAUCCACUAAUUUAUAUAAUAACGUGGGUCGCACCAUUUGUGUCGCAUAUUCUGCGGUAUGAUGGCAGUUACACCUCGCCUGGAGAGAAGUCAGAACCUGUGAUAUUGCAGGUUAUCAGCAUAGCAAGCCUGUGCAUCGGCGCUGCCGUCGACUGUUGUUUCUUUAGCGCCUGGGAAAAGCCGUGGCUGCAUCUGCGUGGUGGAUUUUGGGAAGGCUUAGCAUCACGGUUGCGGAUACGUAAACCCUCACAACGACGGCAAAGGGGUAUGGGUCGUACGCGCGAGGAGCGGUUCGUAGACGCGACCAUGGCACGUGUACGCCGCGAGCAAGAGGAAAAUCUUGAAAGCCUGAAUAACGGAGCUGCGGCAGCCGCUGGAAGGCCUUCCGUACACUGGACGCGACAGAACACGGGUUCCCGCGAGUGGUGGGACGUAUUAGACGUGGAAUACGAUGAUUCCCCCGGGACGAGCCGCCCCCAACCAAACGGGAUACAAGCAGGAUCUUAACAUAAUAUUAUGUAAUUACGAACGACAUGACGAAUAUGAGGGUUAGGCGCCAACAUGCAUUGGCUAACGACCGGGGAACAAUAUCGGCUUAAUACCGAAUGCAGGUCAGACUGGAGCAUUUACAUCGGAAAGGGCAACGAAUGUCACGAUAAGAUUCAUUUGCAUAUAUGCAUGGCACGGUGCCCGGAUUUCAUUUUUUGUAGGCAUAACGGUACUAUGGUAUACAUACCUAGGUUGGAGAAGAGAAGAGCGUGGGGGUUGGUUUAAAAAAAACCCCCCCCAUCUAAUUGCUCUUGACAUAUUUACUGCGUAUAUUCAAACAGCGUUACGGGAGGCGGGGAGCAUUGCUAAAAAAGGGAGGGCAUUGGGCGGCGUUCACACAUAUGUAAUAAGCAUGGAGUUACAUCAGGCGAUGCG